AUGAGCUUGUUCCCAAAUCAAACACUUACACCCGCUUUUCUCAACAAAGCUGCGGCAGUCGCCACCUCUAUCUCUUCAGCGCCCGGCGCUAAGAUUACCAACGCGUUCGGUGCCAUUGAUUUUAUAAAGUUUAUGAUCAAGAAAAUGCAACGCAAAAAGCAAUGUGUUGUUUGUGGUGAUAUAGGAAUUGGUAAAAAUUUUGGUGCCGUAACAUGUGAGCCCUGCAAAGUAUUUUUUAGGCGAAAAAUUCUUGAAAACAAAAAACAAAAGUGUCGUUUAGACGGCAAUUGUUUUAUUGGUAUGAAAACACGGAAACGCUGUACGAGUUGUCGGAUGAAAAAGUGUAUACAAAUGGGAAUGAAAAAAGAAUUUGUUGUUAAUCAUGAUCGAAAUGACUCGGAGAAUACAGACACAUCUGAUUCAAUUAGCGAUACGACCAGUAGUUUAUGUAACGAUACAAUCAGUUGUUUAAGUAAUGAUACUUUUGAUGAGAUUAUCAGUGAUUGUGAUAAGGAGUCAAAUGAAGUGGCGAUAUAUACGCCUAACAAUAUUAAUAGCCGUAAUGACUCAAUUCAAAAAUAUGAGACUAAUAAUAUCGAUGAUAUUCCAGUGUUUAGUCGUUUAGAUGAUUAUAAAGGGUUUACUGAUUUGGAAACAAAUAGGUUAACCGAGGUGGUUGUGUCGUCAAAAUUGGCGCUCAUUAAAUACGGCUGUCAUGAGAUACUUACGCUCCGGUAUUCAAUACUAUAUGAUAUUAAUACCGAUUACUGGAAAUGGGUUUGGAAAUCGGAUACCUUGGCAUCAAUAGUACUGUUUGAUCCAAACCGACCAAAUCUAAUGCACAGGGAUGUUGUGAAGUAA
Messenger RNA from Medioppia subpectinata, 861 nucleotides. Lineage: Eukaryota; Metazoa; Arthropoda; Arachnida; Sarcoptiformes; Oppiidae. The record is from the annotation of a GenBank genome assembly.